CUCUUGUGGUCCUCUCUCUCUGUCUCUCUGUCUCUGUCUCUCUCUCUCUCUCUCAUGAUAUGGCGUGAAUUUUGGGGGAUUUAUGGGUUUGGUGCCAAUCAGAAGAGCUGUUCGAGCAUUGUGCUUCAAGUAAUUCUGGAUGAAGGCUGUAUUCAAGCACGUUAGUUGCAAAUUGAACCGCUUCGUAUGAAGUCUUUAUACUCUCUCCAGUCCUUUUCACGUAUCGAAUAAAGUUCCAUUUUUGGAGACUUUUGAGAUUUAAGAAUUCGUCGAUCGCGAAGCUCAAGCUGUUGGGGAGUGCAUUCUAAGCGAAGCUUGGAAUUCUUAGGAAAGAAAUCACACUUUUUCGGUUGAAACAGUUUGAGCUUUGAUCCUUUUCCUCUUCUGGGUAUCGCCCGGAUUGCUGUUGAAGUUCUGAAUUUGCCCAGAGAGUGAUUUGGGUGAUAAGAAUUGCUGGCAUGGUAGUUAGAGUCUGAAAUCUGCCUGCUGCGGCAGAGUCCGCGAUGGACCGCCGGUCUUGGCUUUGGCGAAGGAAGUCAUCGGAGAAGAGUCCUGGAGAAACAGAGAGCUCGGGUUCGUUGUCCUCUCAUUCUGGACGGUUUUCCGAUGAACAGGCAUAUCCAGCGCAUAGCAGUCAAUCUCAAGAAGUCACAUCUAAAGUUGCAGUUGCGGAUGAGGAAGCAGGUGAGGGUAUGAGGACUCUAUCAGAGAAAUUAUCUGCUGCGCUUCUGAAUGUUAGCGCCAAGGAAGAAUUAGUGAAGCAGCAUGCUAAAGUCGCAGAAGAAGCUGUAUCAGGAUGGGAGAUGGCUGAAAAUGAAGUCUUGGUGCUGAAGAAACAACUGGAGGCUGCGACACAAAAGAACUCGACGCUGGAAGAUCGAAUCAGUCAUCUUGAUGGAGCGCUUAAGGAAUGUCUGCGGCAGCUCAGACAGGUGAGGGAAGAGCAAGAGCAGAAGAUCCAAGAAGCUGUGAUCAAGAAAACUCAUGAGUGGGAAUCAACAAAGGCCGAGCUUGAGACUGAGCUUUCAGACGUCCAUGCCCAGCUUCAAGCUGCCAAGAGUGAAGUUUCUUCAGUUAUAAGUUCUGAUCUUGGCCCUAAGCUUGAUGCUGCUGAAAAAGAGAAUGUGGCCCUCAAAGCCAAAGUCCUUUCCCUGUCUGAGGAGCUAGAAAUUAGGAUUAUUGAGCGAGAUUUGAGCACCCAAGCAGCAGAAACAGCCAGCAAACAGCAUUUAGAGAGCAUAAAGAAGGUAGCUAGGAUUGAAGCCGAAUGCCGCAGACUCAGAGCCAUGUCUCGGAAGGCAACUGCGAUGAACGAUCUUAAGUCUUUCUCUGCAUCGUCGGUUUGUGUAGAGUCCUUCACCGAUAGCCAAUCAGAUGUAGGGGAUAGACUGCUAGCAGUUGACAAUGAUGUGCAGAAAGCGAGUUGCUUGGAGCCAAAAGAUUGUGAGCCAUGCCACACCGAGUCAUGGGCAUCUGCUCUAAUAACUGAGCUCGACCAUUUUAAGAAAGACAAAUCUUUUGGAAAGAAUCUCAUGGUAUCUUCAGGAGAACUUGAUUUAAUGGAUGAUUUUCUGGAAAUGGAAAGGCUUGCAGCUUUACCAGAUGGAGAAAGUGGAAGCUGCGGCCAAGGAGUGGAGCCCGCUCUGGAUCAAAACAAAGCUGAUGAAAUCCCUCUCAAAUCCGAGCUUGAAGCCAUGAUCAAUAGAACGGCAGAGCUGGAGGAGGAAUUAGAGAAGAAGGAAGCAGAAAUGGAGAAGCUAGAGAUGGCUCUAAAUCAAUGUCAAAAGCAACUUGAAACGUCAUGGAGUCAGCUCAACGAGGUUGAGAUGAGAUUGGCAGAACUCAACAUCAUGUUGUCUGCAGCACAAAAAUCGAAGCAAGCUGCAGAAGAGGAAGCAAGGAUUACCCUUGAGAGGAUGGAAGUGACAGAGUCAAGACUGAUGAAUGUUGAAGAGGAGAUGAAAAACUUGCUCCUUAACGUGAAAUUAUUACAAGAAGAGGUCGAAAGAGAGCGUGCAUUGUCUGGUGAAAAUGAGGCAAGAUGUCGGAAGCUGGAGGAUGAAAAUCUAAAGAUGAAAAGGGAUGCUGAACUGCAGCAUGAGACCGAGCUCCAGCAUGUGUCUGUCUCUGGUGAGGAGCUAAAAGUAAAGCAGGUUAGUUCUCUAUGGCUUGUGGAAGUUGGUCUAUGUCUAAUCGAAGGCGUGAUAACAUGAAUAAAUUAUCGAGAUGGUAUUGCUUUCCACAUAAUUUAUCGAGUUUGUCAACAAACCUGCUACUCGUUUUGAGUAGCGACGUUACAGUUGCAUGUAGGGUGAGUUCCAUCUACAUGAGAAAAGAGAGAUUACAUGCACAUCCUGUGUCUGGACAUCUGGUUUCAGUGCAUUCUUUUGAGAUAUUACUUCAUUCUCCGAUGUGAAUGCUUAUUUAUUUAUAGCCAUUCUCAAGGAAGACGACAGGAUCUAUUCUCCGGUAACGCAACAUGGUUUUGAUUUUGAUAUUGACGUCACAUAGCUAUGUUAGAAACAGGAGCUGCUGCUUCAGCAUCUUAUACUUUACUAGUACAAACUGUAUGAUUGGGGCACACUCAAAACAAAUUGCAAGUUUCACUAUAGAAUCGAAGACAUUCAGAGGUUAAUAUAGAAUUUCAAAUCACUCCUAAAAAUCAGAGUUUUUUUAAAAUAACUAGAUCU
Messenger RNA from Rhodamnia argentea, 2690 nucleotides. RefSeq names its product filament-like plant protein. NCBI's taxonomy places the organism in Eukaryota, Viridiplantae, Streptophyta, Magnoliopsida, Myrtales, Myrtaceae. Bases 504 to 2213 code for a protein of 569 amino acids. The transcript has 3 exons. The record is from RefSeq and is a predicted model, not a curated record.